Molecule: messenger RNA, 2038 nt
Organism: Phyllotreta striolata
Lineage: Eukaryota; Metazoa; Arthropoda; Insecta; Coleoptera; Chrysomelidae
Source: the annotation of a GenBank genome assembly
CGAGCUCACUUAAACAAUUACAAAGCGAACAAUUAGACAAAGAAAAACUUGGACAUUGGUUCGAUUAAAAAGAAAAUGGAAUCGAAAAGUUAUACGUGUGAUACUAAAAAAGAGGAAAAAGAAUGUGUCAAACCUGACACAUUAUUUUUGUAUUUUUCUGUUAUAACAGUCCAAUUACUAACUGUGGUUUCUGGAUCAUCGAUGGCUUGGACAUCCCCGGUUUUGGGAAAACUCUAUUCAAACGACACCGACGUAAAUCCAUUGGGUAGACCCAUAACAACAAUAGAAGUGUCGAUGUUAGCUGGAGUACCAUUGUUUACAAAUACCAUUGGGAUGCUUGUAAUGCCCAAAGUUUCAGAUAUAAUCGGUAGGAAACGACACCUAUUUAUUUCAGGAGUUGUAAUGCUAUUGGCAGGUAUAGCUUUAGGAUUUAGUAGUGGAAGUGUUAUUUUGAUGAUUAUAACAAGGUGUAUUUUUGGAACCACAGGGUGCCUGGUGGUUUUAACCAUAUAUCUCGUCGAGAUUUGUGAGGAUCAUAACAGAGGGAAAUUCGGUUGUUACACUGGAAUUUUCAAUCAAAUAGGUCAUUUAUUUGGUUUCGUUAUUGGUCCAUUUUUCAGUGUGAAAGAUUUCAGUUUGAUUAUAAUUUCACCUGUGUUAAUCUUUGUUAUUUUUGCCAUGAUAUUGCCAGAACCACCUGUUUAUUUAUUAAAAAAGGGAAAGGAAGAAGAAUGCAAAAAUGCUUUAAGGAAAUUAAGAAGUAACAAAACCGAGGAAGAAAUCGAAACAGAUAUGAAUAAAUUAAAGGAAAGCCUUAAAAAGGAACAAAAAGGGAAAAUUGCAGAUUUGUUCAAAAAUAAAGACAAUUUAGUGGCGCUAAUUUUAAGUUUUUUACCUAUGCUAGUGAAAUAUUUUUCAGGCGUUACGGUUAUAUUCACCUUUUUAGCACCGUUUUUCGAUCAAGCAGGUACCAGCUUAUCAGGAGACACCGUAGCAAUUGGAAUAGCAAUUUUUAAAAUAUCAUUUUUCACAUUCACUUCUUUUAUAGUAGAGAGAUUCGGUCGAAGAAAAAUGCUCCUCAUAUCGUCCACUAGUACUGGUAUACCUUUAUUCCUAAUAGGUCUUUACUUCUAUUUACAACAGAUAAAUUCAACGUUUUUAGUAAAUCUCCAAUGGCUUCCUUUAACAAGCCUUCUGUUUACAGUCGCAUUAUUUGGACUCGGUUUAGGCCCAAUUCCCAUGCCUCUGAUAUCGGAAUUGCCACGAGCGGAACUCAGAGCAGUUUCUUGUUCAGUUGUACACGCGGCUAGUAAUAUAGUUAUUUUUGGAAUAACAUCAUUGUACCCUAUCAUAUCCGAGUCAUUGGGCUACCAUUGGUGCGUAUGGUGGUUCAGUUUGAAUUGCUUUCUUGGAUCCAUUUUAAUUUAUUUCUUUUUGCCGGAGACGAAGGGAAAAACUUUUGACGAAAUCCAAGCGAUAUUGAAAGGCUAAAGAUUAUUUUGAAGAAUUAAUUGGUUUUAAUAAUUAGGUAUACCUAAUUAUCCUGAUCCGUCAAAUUCAAGAUAAAUAAACUUAUAGAGCGUUUCGUUUCGUCUCUCGUCUCUUAAUUCUUUAUCAACACGUCCUGGCAUUUUAGAGAAAUUAAAAUCGUUAUCAUUUUUUAUAGGUCUAAAAUAUUUUUUCAACAAUGUUAUACAUACAGGGUGGAAACGACAAAUGGAAUAAAUUGAUUAUUUCGGUUACUGUACAUAUUUUUUUAAAAAAUCUCGAUAAAAAUCAAAUUUUAAUUAUUAUUUGGAUAGAGAUACAUGUUAGAUAUACAUUUUUGGAUAGAGGCCUUUCAAACGAUAUAUCACAAGCCUAUAGGUACUUCCCAUUUACAAAAAAUAGGGGUUGUAACUGUCCUUCGAAGGGGGUUGAAGAUACGACUCACAUUUUGACGUUGAGGAAUGUCAAAUUAUAAUUAAAAAUUGACGUGUUUCUGAAUUUUCUUUAAAUAUGUACAGUAACCGAAAUAAUGAGUUUAUUUCAUUUGGCG